GGCGAAAAAAUGAACAAGCGACCCGCAAAACAAAUGAAUAAACAAUCCGCAAAACAAAUGAACAAACGAUUAACGGAAAAAACGAAUGAACGAUCCGCGCAGUAUCCUCUUCAUUUUUUGGCACCUCGCGAAAGUUCCCCAUCCCACUUUGGCGCCCUCAUGCAAUAUAAUGCAACAGUUUGCGGUCCCAUAUAUAUAUAUAUGUAGUUUUUUUUUUUUUUUUACCAUGUUGCGAAGCAAUUUAUUUUUCCCAACAACCACGCAGAAAUAAGCGUGAUGGGUAUAUUUUUUCCCCGUUGAUGAUCUCUCGGAUGAUGGAAAAAAAUGGGAAUUCCCCUCCCCCCAAUUUGCAGUUGUUUUAGGGAGGCGGGGGUGAAGAAGCAACUGCAACAGGGCGAUUUAGGAGAUAUACUUAUUUAGGUAUCCCCAAUCUGCAUAGCUUCCCCCCUCGAGUAGCCCCUUCGUGGCGCAUUUACCUUCACUUACUCCCCCCACCACUACUCCACCCGCUUCACCUGAACCAUGGCCGAACGGAAAGUGCUGAACAAGUACAUCCCCCCGGACUUCGAUCCGGACAAAUUAACGGAAAGCAAAAAAUUGAUGAGAAAAAUCGAAAAGAAAAAAAACAAGAGCAAUAAGUAUAACAAGAAGAAGAAGCAUUUUUUAAACAUCAGAAUGAUGUACCCCUUCACACUGAAAUGCAACAAAUGCAAAAGCUUCACAUACGUUGGAACGAAAUUCAACUCCAGGGUUGAGAAAUUAAGAGACGAAAGUUACCUGAACAUCCCCAUUUGGCAAUUUUAUGGAAAAUGCUUUGAGUGUAAAAAUGAAAUUAUUUUCAAAACGGAUCCCAAAAAUGGAGACUACAUUUUAAUAGCUGGAGGAAUAAGAACAUACGAUGCACACAAGGAGCAGGAAAUUGCCGAUGAUUAUUAUCGAGAAAAUAAUCUCAUCAAAGAAGAAGAUAAACUGAAGAACAAGGAAAAGGAGUCCUACAAUGCUCUGCUGGAAUUAAAAACAAAUGAACAGUUGGAGGAAUUGAAAAAUAUGAACAGAAGACACAUUGACAAAUUUGACAGCAUCAAUAAGGCGCUGCAUAAAUUGUACGAAAACAGCGAAAUGAAAAAUAAUACAAAUAAUUUUUUCAUGAACAAUUUAGACUCGGAAGAUGAAAAGGCGUUUUUCACUUUGCUUCGCAAAAGUAGGGGGGCUGCGGAUCAGCCUGGGGGCGCGCCAAGAGGGUCGGCCGCGGGCGAGGACGACGUCAUCGUAGAGGAGGUGUUAGAAGAGGAAGACGCGGGGGGGGCGAGCGAAGAGGAGGCAGGCCCACACAGCAGUGACGCUGACAACGAUGACGCACAAAGCGGCCAACCGCACAACAACGAAGCGCAUAACAGCAACUGCGACAAAAGCGCCAGAGAUGAAACACUUCCAAACAGCCCCUUACGUAAAACAAGAGAAUUACGGGGGGGAGCCAAAAAAAGGCAAAUUCAUGGUGACGAAGCGGCAAAAGUAGGCACAGACGGAACGAUUAAGGUGCGGAGAACAAACCAAGCAAAUACUGAUGGCAUGCAAGAAACGGAAGGGCCCAUGCCCAAACCAAGAAGCAGCAUUUUUAAAAGCCGCCUAUCAGCUGUAGGCACCGAACAAAGUGCGAAAAGGAACAAUUUCGAAAAGAGUUACAACUUUGUCAUUAAAAAGAAGGAGGACCUUUCGAGCAUUCUUAAUGAGUACAAUUCGGAUAGCGAUGGCAACUCCGGUGGCGCAAGUAGCUAA
This is a messenger RNA of Plasmodium vivax (malaria parasite P. vivax), 1776 nucleotides long. RefSeq lists its product as hypothetical. The record is from RefSeq and is a predicted model, not a curated record. Gene Ontology annotation, biological process: mRNA splicing, via spliceosome. Gene Ontology annotation, cellular component: U2-type catalytic step 1 spliceosome. Lineage: Eukaryota; Apicomplexa; Aconoidasida; Haemosporida; Plasmodiidae. Bases 523 to 1776 code for a protein of 417 amino acids. The transcript has a single exon.